Gloeophyllum trabeum ATCC 11539 is the source of this 1285-nucleotide messenger RNA. RefSeq lists its product as uncharacterized. The record is from RefSeq and is a predicted model, not a curated record. Bases 1 to 1146 code for a protein of 381 amino acids. The transcript is spliced from 4 exons. NCBI's taxonomy places the organism in Eukaryota, Fungi, Basidiomycota, Agaricomycetes, Gloeophyllales, Gloeophyllaceae.
AUGGCUUUGCCUGCUUCCGUCGAAGAAAAGCUGAUUCCAAAGCCGAAAGGCUACAUACCUCUCAGAGAGGCACUGGGUCUUACUAAAGACGCAACGGAUGAGCAGCAGUACAGAGAUCUGAUUAUGGAUCUCAAGUCAUUAGCGGAAUGUUACUUGGAUCUUGAUGUAGGACUCAGACAUCAGGACCACAAUAAAUGGAAGAGAUUUGCCCACAAGGCUUGCACGCGAUUUCCUGUCUUUCGCAAGUAUGAGGGGGGGUGGCCGCUACGCGUCUAUGGGUAUACACAUCUUGGCAACGGUAAACAUCAACCCCAAGUCAACAAGGAACCGGGAAUAAAAGAGAACAUCUCCCCUAAGGAAAGGGGAGAAUUUGAUACGCCGGGUGCCCGACACCAUAUGCCGGACUCGGACGACAUCCUGUUGCGUGAGUCGCUGUCGGUUCUAAGCAGCGCAGAGGUACAGCAAAAGCAGUCUGACUUGCCCUUGGCACUACGUCGUGGCCGUCGGUUCCGUCCUGGCCACAUGUCUGCAGUAGCGGCCCGCAAAACCACCAUGACAUCCACCUCACACAUUCGAGCCUCCGUCACUUCGGCUCCUCUGGCUGCUUCGACAUCUGUGUCGCAACUGCGGGUCCCAGUGAAACCUUUGGGCUCUUUCCGACCUGCGCCUGUCGCCACUCCCCAGAGAUCCGCUACAAUUGCUCCCGGAGGACCCAAAGCCUCCACCCUAUCCAACGCACACACCAUUCCCCUCAGUCCUUACGAAUCGGAAUUGACUCCUGUAUCAGACCCCAUCAGACCUGUUAAGUCCACCACCGCGUCCACGCCGCUGUUGGAUCCCCAUUCUACCUUCCCCCGUCGCACACUCAUCGACUCCGAACCAGACUCGACUUUGGUCACGGAGCCUUCUGGAUCGCAAUCCGUGCGCGAGUUCCUUGACUCGCUCCAGCCGUACCUCGACGACAGGAACAUCUACUCGGUAUUCCACGAAUACGGAAUCAGGACCAUGAGCAAUCUCCAGGGCCUCGCUGCAUGGUCAGUUGAGAGACGUAACGAGGUCCUUGCCGUUCUGGUGCAGGAGGGAAAGAUUACCAGGUUCGAGUAUGAUGUACUCAGGUUCGCGUUUGCAGACAAGAAGAUCAUUUAAUUUUGCCUAUCUUGCCCGCCGCUGUUCAUAUGCUACCGAUGCUUGCUCUGUAUACUGCUGCUCUUUAUCUUGUUGUUGUACUUACCUGUGAUGUUCUUGCACUGCUCUACUAUUAGAUUGUAUCACAUUUGUAUACCCA